GCAAUUCUGUGAGAUCACUAGAGAGUUUUCUUCCUUACUUCUUUAAUUUAUCCCCAAAGUCUUGUCUGAGAUACUCCCCAAGAUGACGGGCGGAACGAUCAAGCUGUACAUGAGCAGUGUUUCGAGCAGCCAAGAGCUUCGUCACCAACAACAGCAUAUCAUCAAUAUUUUAGAAAGCCUUAAAAUUAAUUUUGAGAAAAUUGACAUCACUGAUCCAGCAAAUGAAAAUGAGAGACGUUCAUGAGAGAAAACAGUGUGGCACUUCAUGAAGGAAAGGUGCCACUACCUCCACAAGUGUUUAAUGAUGAGACCUAUUGUGGGAACUACGACAAGUUUACAGAGGCCAUCGAAAAUGAUGAGAUUCUGCAAUUUUUGAAAUUAGCAGAGAAGAAAGAAGUGUCACAAGCAGAAGUCACUGUCACUGGGGAGGAGGAAGAAGAGAAAAAAGACAAGACCAAAGAAGAAGAAGGUGAAGAAGAGAAAGAUGCAGAAAAGGAAACAAAAGAUGAAAAAAAAGCCGAGAGUGAAGAUGAAGAGAAGAAAAAGGAAGAAGACAAAAAGCCUGAGAAAGAUGAAGAGAAGCAGGAAAGUGCCAUGGACAGGUUGAAGAGAAUGAGAGGUGGAGAUGAUGAAGAGGAAGAAGAUAAAGAGGAGAAGAAAGAUGAAGAAGAGGAAGAAAAGAAAGAAUCACCAAUGGAAAGAUUAAAAAGCAUGAGAGGUGAAGAUAAUGAAGAAGAAGAAGAGAAGAAAGAGGAAGAAGAAGAAGAAGAAAAGAAAGAAUCACCAAUGGAAAGAUUACGGAGGAUGAGAGGUGAAGAUAAUGAAGAGGAGGAGAAGGAGGAAGAGAAGAAAGAGGAAGAAGAGGCGGAGAAGAAAGAGAAUAAGGCAGAAGCCGAGGAAGAGAAGAAAGAAUCUCCAAUGGAAAGAUUGCGAAGGAUGAGAGGCGAAGAUAAUGAUGAGGAGGAAAAAGAAGAGGAGAAAGAAGAUGACAAAAAAGAUGACAAAGAUGAUGACAAAGAUGAAGAAAAGAAAGAAUCACCUAUGGAACGUUUGCGCAGAAUGAGAGGAGGGGAUAAUGAAGAGGAAGAAGAGAAAGAGAGUGAAGAAAAAAAACAGGAGAAGGGAGAUGAAAAAGAUGAAGAGGGUGAACAGAAGGAGACUUCCAUGCAAAGAUUAAGGAGAAUGAGGGGAGAAGAGGAGGAGGAGGAGGAGAAAGAAAAGGAAACAGAGAAAAAGAAAGAGGAAGAAGAAAAGACAGAAAGUCCCAUGGAACGAUUAAGAAGAAUGAGAGGUGGAGAUGAUGAAGAAGAGGAAAAGGAAGAAGAAGAAAAGAAAAAGGACAAACCAAAAGAGGAUGAGAAGAAAAAGGAUGAGUCGAAAGAAGAAACGGAGAGUCCUAUGGAACGCUUGAGAAGAAUGCGAGGUGGUGGAGAUGAUGAUGAGGAGGAAAAACCUGAAAAAAAAGAGGAAAAGACUGAGGAGAAAGAAGAAACAAAGGAAGAACCAAAAGAAGAAAAGAAAGAGGAGCCUAAGGAAGAAGAAAAGACAGAAAGCCCCAUGGAAAGACUGAGAAGGAGAAGAGGUGGUGGAGAUGAUGAUGAAAGUGAAACAAGCAAAGAUAAGGAAGAAGACAAGCCAAAAGACGAUGAGGAGGAUAGAUUUGCAGCGAGGCGUAGACAAAGACAGGGAGACGAGGAAGAGACAAAAAAAGAAGAACCAGAAGAGGAUAGUUUUGCUGCAAGACGUCGUCGAAGAAGGGGUGAAGAGGAAGAGCCAAAAGAAGAAGAAGAAGAUAGUUUGGCAGCUAGGCGUAGACGGAGAAGAGGAGAGGAAAAAGAGGAAGAAAAGAAGGAGGAAAAGGCUGAAGAGGAGGAGGAAGAUGACAUCUCUAGAAGGAGACGAGAACGGCGAAAGAAGAUGGAGGAGGCAGCAGCUGAAGAAAGUAAAGCAGAGGAAGAAGACGAUAGUGCAAGGCGCCGACGAGAGAGGAGACGGCGCACAGAGGAGAAGGCUGAUGAAGAGGAGGAUGAGACAAUGAAGAGGAUAAGAGAGAGACGUGCCGCCAGGCGACGAGCACAAGAGGAUUAGCCUAGUGGAAUGUGAUAGUCAGGAACCGCGAGUCAUGGAGAAGGAGCACAAUGGAGAUGGAGACUGAAGCCUUAUGACAAAAGAGAUAACACCAAUGACAUCAAAAUAUGAGACAGUGUUAAAGGCCAGAUAAUGGGGCUGCUUAACCAAGGGACCCAACUUCGAGCAGUGACAAUAUAUAGAGAGAGUAUACAGCCAUCAGUAUUCCAUCAUGACCAUAUGAAGCAUUAUUCAUUAUAUUGCAAAACAAAAAAAAAUUACAUACAUAUAUAUA
Liolophura sinensis is the source of this 2362-nucleotide messenger RNA. RefSeq names its product trichohyalin-like. The record is from RefSeq and is a predicted model, not a curated record. Bases 241 to 2088 code for a protein of 615 amino acids. Lineage: Eukaryota; Metazoa; Mollusca; Polyplacophora; Chitonida; Chitonidae. The transcript is spliced from 6 exons.